AUGGCAUCUUCUGAAACACCAUCAUCACAACCACCAUCACAAGAAGCUUCUUCAACUCCUAAUUUAGUUCAACAUAAUGUUAGACAAAAGACUGAUAUAGCUUGGGCACAUUGUACUAAAAGUCCUGAUGGAAAAAAUCUUGUUUGUAUCUACUGUCACAAAGCGUUUGGUGGAGGUGGAAUUCACAGGGUAAAGCAACACUUGGCUGGAGUAGUAGGAAAUGUUGAAAUUUGUAAGUCAGUUCCUACAGAAAUUCGUUUUCGGAUAAAUCAACAUCUUAAUGAGCGGAGCAAGAAAAGAAAAACUCCAGAUGUGGCUGAAAGUGAGUCAUUUUCUGCAGAGGGGGGUGAAUUGCAAAUGCAAAUGCACCCACGAAUUGGUGCAUCUAAAAAGAAUGAUGCUCGCAUUGGUACUUAUUUUUUACCCAGAACAACUCCGGGAGCUCAACCUACUUUAAAAAGUGUGAUGCAAAGUAAAGAAGUGGUAGAAAAGUGUGACCUUGCUAUUGCGAAGUGGUUUAUUGAUGCGUCUAUUCCUUUCAAUGCUGCAAAUUCGCCUUAUUUUCAACCAGCAGUUGAUGCUCUUUGUUGCAUGGGUGCUGGAUACAAAGUUCCUACUAUGCAUGCUCUUCGUGGUAAUUUGUUAAAUAAGUGGGUUGAUGACGUGAAGAUACAGCUAGAGCAAUAUCGUUCUAUUUGGAAGGAUACAGGUUGUACUCUUAUGGCAGAUGGGUGGACUGAUCGUUAUAGAAGAACUCUUAUCAACUUUUUAGUUUAUUGCCCCAAAGGAACUGUUUUCAUAAAGUCUGUUGAUGCCUCUGGUGCUUCUAAAACUGCAGACACAUUGUUUAAGCUUUUCAAGGAAGUAGUGUUGUAUGUUGGCCCAGAAAACGUUGUUCAAAUCGUUACAGAUAAUGCUGCAAAUUAUGUUGCUGCUGGAAAGUUGUUGGAAAAGGAGUUUCCUAAGUUGUAUUGGUCUCCUUGUGCAGCACACUGUAUUAAUUUGAUGUUGCAAGACAUGGGGAAAUUAGAGGAAGUAAGUGGGGCAGUGUCACAUGCUUCAAAAAUUACCAAAUACAUAUAUAAUCAUUGUUUUGCAUUGUAUUUGAUGAGACAAAAUACAGGUGGAAGAGAAAUACUUCGUCCUACUCCAACCCGCUUUGCUACUAAUUUUAUUGCAUUGCAAAGUAUUUUGUCUCAUAAAGAUGCACUAAGAUCCAUGGUAACUUCCAAAGAGUGGACAACUACAACUUAUUCCAAAGAUGUAAAGGCAAAGCAAUUUGUGGAACAAGUAUUAGACUCAAGCUUUUGGUCUACAUGUGUUGACAUAGUGAAAAUUACAGAACCUCUUGUACGUGUGUUGCGUAUUGUUGAUAGUGAAGAUAAACCGGCUAUGGGAUAUCUCUAUCGAGCUAUGUAUAAAGCAAGGGAGGAGAUUGAGAAGAGGUUUAGAAGAAAUAAGCUGAAAGUAGAGCCUUAUUUGAGGAUCUUAGAUAACCGUUGGGAUGCACAACUUCGCAAAAAUCUUCAUGCUGCUGGUUAUUGGUUAAAUCCAUCUUGUAGAUUCAGUCAAGAAUAUGAAAAACACAAGUCUACUACCCAAGGCCUUUUGGAUGUCAUUGAAAAGUAUGCUUAUGAUAGUAAGGAAUUGCGAACUAAAUUAACUGUUGAGAUGAGUUUAUUCAAAAAUUGUGAAGGUAGUUUUGGAAGGACAACGGCUGUAGAAAAUCGAGAUGAAGUUUUGCCAGAUCAAUGGUGGGAAACUUAUGGAACCGAAGCGCCCAGUUUGCAAAAGUUGGCUAUUCAAAUUUUAAGCCAAACUUGCAGUGCAUCUGGUUGUGAACGAAAUUGGAGCGUAUUUGAGCACAUUCAUUCAAAAAAAAGAAAUAGGUUGGAGCAUCAAAAGCUUAAUGAUCUUGUCUUUGUUCGUUACAACCUACGACUACAAAACAGAAACAAGAAGAAACAAAAUUAUGAUCCUAUCAAUUUUGAAAUACUUGGUGAUCAUUCUGAUUGGGUGUUGGAGGAUUCACCACCAUUCUUAACCAUUGAGGAGGUGGAAGCACUGCGCAAAGAUCUUGCUAGUAUGACAAUUCAACCUAUGUCAGAUGAUAUCGAUCAAUUAAAUUUGGAUGAGGUUGAUGUCGAGGAUGAUGAACAACUUAAUUCUGGAGAAAACAAUCAAAAUAAUAAUAUCAUUGAUGGGGAAAAUGUUGCAAAUGCGAUUGAUUUUACUGCAGAUGGUUUUGAUAUUGAAGAAGGAGAUCCCAAUAUUGAAAUAAUUUUACCUCCUUGGAACUAA
Messenger RNA from Lathyrus sativus (Indian pea), 2301 nucleotides. NCBI's taxonomy places the organism in Eukaryota, Viridiplantae, Streptophyta, Magnoliopsida, Fabales, Fabaceae. The record is from the annotation of a GenBank genome assembly.